Chaetomium globosum CBS 148.51 is the source of this 1464-nucleotide messenger RNA. RefSeq lists its product as uncharacterized. Gene Ontology annotation, cellular component: nucleus. Gene Ontology annotation, biological process: positive regulation of transcription by RNA polymerase II. Gene Ontology annotation, molecular function: histone binding; DNA binding; ATP-dependent activity, acting on DNA. The record is from RefSeq and is a predicted model, not a curated record. Lineage: Eukaryota; Fungi; Ascomycota; Sordariomycetes; Sordariales; Chaetomiaceae. Bases 1 to 1464 code for a protein of 487 amino acids. The transcript has 3 exons.
AUGGACAUCAUGGAAGACUUCCUCCGGUUCCGUGGCAUUACAUACCUCCGGCUCGACGGUACCACGAAGUCCGAGGACCGAUCUGACCUUCUCUACGAGUUCAAUCGGCCUGACUCGCCGUAUUUCAUGUUCCUCCUUUCCACCCGCGCUGGUGGUCUGGGUUUGAACUUGCAGACGGCUGACACUGUCAUCAUCUACGACUCCGACUGGAAUCCUCACCAGGAUUUGCAGGCCCAGGAUCGCGCCCAUCGUAUCGGUCAGAAGAACGAAGUGCGCAUCCUCCGGCUUAUCAGCUCAGCAUCCGUCGAAGAGAAGAUCCUCGAGCGCGCCAGGUACAAGCUCGACAUGGAUGGCAAGGUCAUUCAGGCCGGUCGUUUCGAUAACAAGUCCUCGGAAACAGACACAAAGCUGGAUGAGGAGAGGGCACGCGAUCCCAUCUACGGCAGUGCCCCUGGCAGCAAGUGCGUUUCGCGUCUUAUGGUUGAGAAGGAGCUGCCAGAUAUCUACUUGAACGAGGGCAAUCCGGUGGUUGAGGAGGAGGAAACCAUCUUAGGUCGUGGAGCCCGCGAGCGUACCAAGGUUAAGUACGACGAUGGGCUCACGGAAGAGCAAUGGCUCAUGGCUGUUGACGACGACGACGAUUCGCCCGAGGCGGCCGCGGCGCGGAAGGCCGCCCGCAAGCAGAAGCGCGAGAUCAACAAACUCAAGCGAAAGGGCAUCGCGGGUGCGUCACUGGAGAACUCGCCAGCUGCUAGCCGCGCUAGCACCGAGGAGGUGGAGACGCCGGUUAAGAAGCGCGGCCGCAAGCCGGGGAGCAAGAACCAGGAGAAGCGCAAGGCCGAUGAGGGCGACGAGGAGCCCCCGACCAAAAAGCGCCGUGGGCCACAAGGGCGUCCAAAGGCGAUCAAUGCAAGCGUCCCCGACAGCCGCCUGGCGCCCGACGUGCGCGAUAAGCUGCAGAAGAGCCUUCGUCGCAUCUUCGACGGGCUGAUGAACUUCGAAGUGGAUGACGACGAGCCGCAGGAGAAUCCCGACGGUGACGAGGAUGGCCCGCCAAAGCGUCUCAUCAUUGGGCCCUUUGUCAAGCUCCCGCCCAAGCGUGACUGGGGUGAUUACUACCUUAUCAUCACCAACCCCAUCUGCAUGAACGACAUCCAGAAGAGGAUCAAGAAGGAGGACUACAACAGCUUGGCCGACAUGCGGAGAGAUAUGGACCUGAUGGUUGCCAAUUGCCGGACGUUCAACGAGGAGAGUAGCGGGAUUUGUCAAGAUGUUAAUCUCAUCGAGGCCUUCUUCCGCGCCCGAUUCGAGAACGAGCUCGCCGACAACCCGGACCUGCGCGCGCUGGAGGAGCCGUCUGCUGCUUCUGGUACUGCUGGCUCGCGAUUAAGACGGCUCGGCCGCGCCCUCAACGGCCGCGACAGAUGGGACACCGCAACCCACGCCCAGCGGCCCGCCAACUAG